This is a messenger RNA of Rosa rugosa (rugosa rose), 1124 nucleotides long. Its product is annotated as protein LURP-one-related 15-like. The record is from RefSeq and is a predicted model, not a curated record. Lineage: Eukaryota; Viridiplantae; Streptophyta; Magnoliopsida; Rosales; Rosaceae. Bases 332 to 973 code for a protein of 213 amino acids. The transcript is spliced from 3 exons.
GUGCAGAAGCACAGCCCAUGACAACAUUCAUGUCCUUUUUAUUGCGCAACAGAUUCGUUUAAAAUUCGGAAUUAUGCGAUUCUCGCAGGCGGUGACGCGGUGUUGUUUAACUCACACCCUCCCACCGCCUGCAAGUUUUACUCAAUAUUCCUCCCUUUGUAAUCGCACUCACACCGAAAGAUUCCUGCGCUCACGCCACUGUGUCAUCAAGUCACCCCAAAAUUUCGCAUCAAAAGCCAACCCAUAAAUAUCAGUUUCGACUUGGUGAUCACUGAUCAAUAUCAAACCAGAAAGCAUUAAACUCAAUUGACUCCGUUGGGCGAGAGAUACGAUGUCCUAUGCAGUGCCGGUGCCUGCGGCUGGGCCGAGCUCUCAGCCGCUGGCAAACCCCGUGACGGUGGUUAGCCCGCAGUUCCAAGCAACCUACCCUGUGGAUCUGGUCAUCACUGAGAAGAUGAUGUCGAUCAAGGAAGGUGCUUUUACAGUGUCAGACGUUAAUGGAAAUGUCAUGUUCCAGAUUAAAGGCUCCUUGUUCAGCUUUCAUGAUCGUCGAACUUUGGUCGACAGCGCCGGCACUCCUAUAGUCUCCUUCCGACAAAAGAUAUUGACGGCACAUAGGAGAUGGCACGUAUUUAGAGGAGAGAGCUCAGACGCCAAAGAUCUACUCUUUAGUGUCAAAAAGUCAUCCCUUUUCCAACUGAAGGCAGAAUUAGAUGUGUUCUUGGCUGUUAAUACUAAAGAACAAGCGUACGAUUUCAAGGUCAAAGGAAGCUGGGGGGAAAGAUCAUGCACCAUAUAUGAUGGAAACAACAAUAUCAUUGCACAAAUGCACAAGAAACAUGAUCUUAAAAGUAUAUUCUUUGGGAGAGAUGCUUUUGCGGUGACUGUGUAUCCUCAUGUUGAUUACGCCUUUAUAGUUGCCAUUGUGGUUGUUCUUCAUGAGAUUAACAUGGACAGAAGUGGGCAGGACUGAAGCUGACGCUGCUGCUUUGUUAUGUUCUUUAUUAGAAUAUGAAAUAAAAUAAUUUCCCUUAUUGUCACUUUAAUCUGUUAAUGCACUCAUGUCUCGAUCCUAACUUUCACGUCAGUAUGUAAUAGUCCAUCUUGGCUAAAUUAUGUACUCU